AUGUCGACAAUCGCCUCCCCCCGCGACCCCCCAGCUUUCCGCCGCACGCCCUCCUCCCAAGCAAUCAUAACCCCAACCUCCUCGGCCCGCCCCAGCAUCGACCUCUCCUCGACGACAACCUCCCCCAACACCCAACAUGUCCCACAACCCCCCUCCUCACAGGUAACCUCCUCCAAACGCACCGCGCGCGCCGCGCUUCGAGAGUACUACAAUCUAAAGUCGGUAACAAACAAGCCUCUGCCCGCGACCCCGACAGUGGAGGUGACCCAGCCUUUGUCGCCGGCAGUGGGGUUUCAUUCGGAGCUGGACGCGCCGGGGUUUGAUCCUGCCGCAUAUGUGUCAAACCUCGUCUCUACCGCAUCCCUGGCAGAACUCCUAUCGGCGUAUACACGUGUAGCGUCGGAGAUGCGCGCGCUGGAUGCCGAACGCAAGGGGUUGGUAUAUGAUAAUUAUUCGAGGCUGAUUGGGGCGACGGAGAUGAUACGGAAGAUGAGGCGUGCUACUGAAGGCGAGGGGGAAGAAGGGGAUGAGGAAGGGUGGAAGAAGUUGCAAGAGGUUGUGGGCGAGGUGUAUAGCCUGGCUGAGAAAGUGAGGACGGAGGCUGGGUUGGGGAGGUCUGCUGGUGGUGACCAGACAGAAGAUGAAGAGCAGAAGAGGAGGAGGGAAAGGACGCGAGAGCUGGCGAGGGAGGUUGUGAGGGCUGUAGGUAGGGUGAAGAAGUUGGUUAGGGAAGGGAGGGUUGAGGAGGCUAAGAAGGAGUGGGAGAUGCCACGGAGGCUGUUGGUUAAGUGGAAGGAGAUGGGGGUUGGAGGAGAGGAUGUGGGAGGUUUGUUGGAGGAUGGGGAUGCUGCGCUUAGACAGGAGAAUGGGGAGAAUCGGGAAAAGGAGGGUCAGUCUACGAGCGAAACUGAGGAAAAGUCAGAGGAGACUCAGUCGGCGAAGGGCGGUCAAAGGUGA
This is a messenger RNA of Thermochaetoides thermophila DSM 1495, 957 nucleotides long. RefSeq lists its product as uncharacterized. Gene Ontology annotation, biological process: endocytic recycling; Golgi organization; Golgi vesicle transport. Bases 1 to 957 code for a protein of 318 amino acids. The transcript has a single exon. Gene Ontology annotation, cellular component: GARP complex; membrane; EARP complex. Lineage: Eukaryota; Fungi; Ascomycota; Sordariomycetes; Sordariales; Chaetomiaceae. The record is from RefSeq and is a predicted model, not a curated record.